Parnassius apollo (apollo) is the source of this 867-nucleotide messenger RNA. Lineage: Eukaryota; Metazoa; Arthropoda; Insecta; Lepidoptera; Papilionidae. The record is from the annotation of a GenBank genome assembly.
AUGGAUUACAUGUGGGCUCAUACAUUCAAAACAUUCUAUCGACUCCACGAUUUAGCAACUAACUGGGAACAGGCACGACAAAUUUGCGAAGCAGAGGGCACAUCGUUACUAGUACCAGGGUCACUUGAGGAAGUGGAAAACAUAAAACUCCUUAUAAGCAACAUGAAAUCUUAUUAUACUGCAAUAUUUAUUGGAAUACACGAUCAAUUUUCAGAAGGCGACUUUGUCACUAUUAGAGGGGAACCAAUAACAGGAAGUAUUUUGGAAUUACUAUGGGAUGAUGGUCGACCAGAUAACAGAAAUUAUAGUGAAGAUUGUGUGGUUAUGACAAGAGAAGGUCUACUUGACGAUAGGCCUUGCUACGAUAUUUACCCAUUUGUUUGCAAAAUAUUGGGUACUAAAAGUACAUACAAUAAAAUGUGCGAUGGAUUUGAUGUUGGUUAUAAACUUCAUGAUAACAAAAAAUGUUAUAAGUUUCACACUGAGCCAUUAUCAUGGCACGAUGCAUACCUGGUUUGUAUGUUGGAAGAAGGUCGUCUUUGUAUAAUAAACACUCCAGAAGAGGCCAACUUCGUUGUUAGUAUGCUUGGGGAAAAUAUCAACAACAACGCGCCGGAGCCUGAGAUAUUACAUAUAGGCUUUAGUGAUUUGAUGUUCCCGUUUCAAUAUAGAACGAUAACAGGCGAGACACUGGAACAAGCGGGAUAUUCUUCUUGGAGUCCAUUACAAGAAGGGAAGAGAAAGCCGAAAGAAAACAGAUGUGGUGCUAUAUCCAGAACAGGUUUCUUGCAAACUACUUCUUGUCUUAAUCCCGCAAUGUUUCUUUGUGAAAAGUUAGUUAACAAUGAUAAUAAAGCUACCCCUUAG